AUGGAGAUCUCCGCGAUUAAAAAUCCUCACCCUAACCCCAAUUCCAAUCACCAUUCCCAUUCUCCGAGCUUUCUUCUGCCCAACGGCUUCGGUGAAAUCGAGAUCUCCGAUAUCGAGAUGAUAACGAUACAGACCGUCACCUACACCAGCCUCAGGGACCUGUUGCCGGCGUCGCCUCCGACGAUCAUGUCGCCGACCCAGAAUUCCAGCUGGCACGAGAUUCCGAUCAAGAACCCGCUCGUAAAGCACGCGGCUUUGGCUUACCUGCAGCCGAUGUCCACGCCGCCCGAGGUAGGGGACAAGGGGCUGUUGCGCAUGCUCAGGGAGAAGUGCCUCUGUGGAGGCGAGAACGGGCUCGGGUGCUUCGCGUGGCUCGGCGACGUCGUUUUGAGUGGAGUUAGGGAUGUGUUUGGGGGCGUUUGUAGGAAUGGGUGCGAGAAUGGGGAUGAGGAGGAUGAGGAUGAUGAAGAGGACGACGACGAGUACGUGAAGGUUGACUGA
Prunus armeniaca (apricot) is the source of this 501-nucleotide messenger RNA. The record is from the annotation of a GenBank genome assembly. NCBI's taxonomy places the organism in Eukaryota, Viridiplantae, Streptophyta, Magnoliopsida, Rosales, Rosaceae.